AUGAGGAGUGGUAAAGACAGAGUUGACGGAAACGGCAGUUAUGGCGCGAGUCCCCCGCCGUAUCCUGAAGCCCGAGAGCUGCCACCACCCACGCUGUUCGCACAACAGAAGAAGCGGCAGCGGUCCCCCGAAGAUACAGUGGCGCCCUUGAAGAAGCGGCAGCUGUCUUCCGAAAAUCCAGGCACGAUCCACGAAUCUUUCAGUAACGUUUGCGCUGAGCUUCUCAGUCAACAGAAAGCACAGAUGACGAAGCUCAUCUCAUGGCAGCAAGCUGAGACGGCGAAGUUUGUUGAGCAACAGAAAGCACAGAUGACGGAGCUCAUCUCAUGGCAGCAAGCUCAGAUGGCGAAGUUUGUUGAGCAACAGCAAGCGGUUCUUGCUCGCGUGGAUCAUGCGGAACAAUGCAUGGAAAGCCGGAUCAUCGAACGAGUCGAGGAGCAUCUCCGCGACGAGUCAUACAAGACAGAUGACCAAGGGUCGAAGAGCCAAGAGUGGGGGCAGCUCAUACAAAAGCUUGUUGGGAAAGGCAUUCUCGAUCUAGAGGCUGCCAUCGAGUCAAACCUGGAACGUGGGAAGGAAAACCUCAAGAGCGAACUUAAGGAUGAAUGCAUAGACGAGCUAAAGGAUGUUCUAGAAGACGGCUUAGUAUCCAUAAUUCUCCCCAGAUAA
Diaporthe citri is the source of this 669-nucleotide messenger RNA. RefSeq lists its product as uncharacterized. The coding region runs from base 1 to 669 and encodes 222 amino acids. The transcript has a single exon. NCBI's taxonomy places the organism in Eukaryota, Fungi, Ascomycota, Sordariomycetes, Diaporthales, Diaporthaceae. The record is from RefSeq and is a predicted model, not a curated record.